CAACUCUAUAUUUUGGGGCUCUGCCUUUUCUGACAGAUGUUGUUGCUGCUGUUAAUUUUUUUAUCUUUCAUUCUCUAACACUAUUCUAUGAGUGUAUUUAAUCUAGUUUAUUGUUUUUAAUAAUUCUUAUCAAAAUACAAGCAAUUAAUUAAAAUUUAAACAAUACUUUACAAAUAUAUAUUGAGCAAUUAUUGGCCAUUUAUAUAAAGCUAAAACUUUUGUGGUUAAAAAGUUAAAAACAAAAAAAAUGCUACAAAAUAUAAUAGAUUUUUGCAAUUAUUGGUGGUUUCGCUAUUUAAUGGUCACCGAAUUAUACAUGGUGGAGAAAUGGGAACGCAUAACAAUACAUGUGAUAUUUGCAGUAUUAUUUAUACUUUUUUGGUAUUUCAACUAUUCCGUACUACUUUCAUUCACUGGCAGUUUAUUUGGCAUAACUCCUAUAUCAACAAUAAUGGAACAACAAAGUAGUAAGCUCGUCGUAUAAUAAGCUUUUAAGUUAGUUAAUUAGUAACAAAAAAACAACCAAAAUGUUUGCUUUUAAAUGUAACGAAAAAAAAUGUAUUAAGUUCCCUAAGCAAAUUACAACAGAGAGGCAUAUUUAUUAGUAAAAAAAGAAAACGUAUUAUAGUAUUUAACAAAAAAAAAAAAAAUAAGAACAAAUAUUAAUAAAAUGCUUUGCUAUUGUAAUUUGUACUUAAACACACAAAAAUGUAACUGAAAAAAACUGAUGAUAAAAGAAGCCUUAAAUUAAAUACAUUACAACAACUUUAAACGCAUUAAUCUUAUUUGUUUCAUUGCUUAUGUUUGUUUUAUAUUUUUCAAUUAAAUCUAUGUUAUUACAUUGUUAUAUAAGCCCACCUUUAUCUAGUGGCUUCUUUGUAAUGAAACUACUAAAACAAUCAUAUAUUUUUGUUUUUUUUUUUUUACUUUAAAGUUGUUUUGAACGAAAUCUCUAAAUAAAUAAAAUUUGUAUUAUGAACAUAUUGCACAGUUUUUAUUUAACUUAAAAUUAUCAAUGGAAAAUAAAGAAUGUAAUGUAAACGAAAUUUUGAAAUAUAAAUCUUCAUAAUUGAACGAUUUAUGUCAACAUUUUUUAAUAAAUUUAUAUACAUACAUAUAUAACACAUAAUCAAUUGUUUGUGAGACAUGUUUAAGAUUAACUUACAAAAAAAAAAUCUAUAAUAAAAUGUUUAUAAUUUAAAACUGAA
Molecule: messenger RNA, 1208 nt
Organism: Lucilia cuprina (Australian sheep blowfly)
Lineage: Eukaryota; Metazoa; Arthropoda; Insecta; Diptera; Calliphoridae
Gene: ghi
Exons: 2
Coding region: 248-484 (78 amino acids)
Source: RefSeq, a predicted model, not a curated record